This is a messenger RNA of Anopheles maculipalpis, 936 nucleotides long. RefSeq names its product carbohydrate sulfotransferase 11-like. Gene Ontology annotation, cellular component: membrane. Bases 1 to 936 code for a protein of 311 amino acids. The transcript is spliced from 2 exons. Gene Ontology annotation, biological process: carbohydrate biosynthetic process. The record is from RefSeq and is a predicted model, not a curated record. Gene Ontology annotation, molecular function: sulfotransferase activity. Lineage: Eukaryota; Metazoa; Arthropoda; Insecta; Diptera; Culicidae.
AUGGUAACAUUAAACAGGUCGUUUUUUAUGCGUUCGCAGCUUAAACGCACAAUAAUAGCGAUAAUUGUCGUUGGCAUACUAAUAUGGUUCGGUUUAGUGCUAUUUAUUGAUGAAACUGUAACGAAAACCGUAGAAGAAAUAAAUCGUGAUCGAUUGUUACAUUUACGCGAGACCUGCGAGCGCACCAACAACGGAGGAAAAUAUACAAUAGAGACGUCUUUCUACAUUCACGUGAAAAACGAGAGCUUGCUGUACUGCUUGGUGUUCAAGUCAGGUACUACUACCUGGUUUUACAACAUUAAUCGAUGGGCCGGUUUUAGUGAGGAAAAAAUAUUGGAUGACAAAACGGACAACUUUAUGCUGGCCCGCCAGAAGUAUCUUUGGGAAAAUCCACAAGUGUUGCUUACGAGCAUGAAAAACACCUACUCCUUCAUCGUGGUGCGCGAUCCGUUUGAACGCCUAAUAAGCGCGUACGAGGAACGCUUGCUCGGACAGCUUCAUCCUUACUUUAAAAACUUAUCGCAUCAUAUCUACAAACUUUACCACAAUGAUAGCAAUCAGUACGGUAUACCAUCGUUUCAAGAUUUCGCUCGAUUUGUGGUAGAUCAGAACCGCAACAGUCAGCCGUCCGAUCUGCAUUGGCGACCGAUCAAUGAUUUGUGUACACCAUGCUUAGCUAGAUACGAUUCCAUCAUCAAAAUGGAAACGUUCGGACCGGAUUUGGCCUACCUGACGAAUCGUACUCACUUGGAGGGGAAAAUUAAACCGGUGCACAUGAACCAUGCGCGCCGUGAUCCGAUAGAUCGAUUAAUACAAAAGUACUUUUCGCAACUGACCAAACAACAGUUUGAAGAUCUGUACGAUUUGUAUCGUAUAGAUUUUGAACUGUUCCAAUACUCACCGGCUAAGUAUGUAAAAUAUAUCAAACAACCUUGA